AUGAGAAGCCCCCUGGCUGUGUCCGGAGAAAUAAAGGGGUAUCAGGGGCACCCAGAGAUUGACUGUGCUGGAGAAGAGAACUGGGUAGACAGUCGGACCAUCUACGUGGGGCACAGGGAGCCCCCCCCAGGUGCUGAGGCCUACAUUCUGCAGAGGCACCCCGACAACAGAAUCGUCUCCUCCAAGUACACAUUUUGGAACUUCAUACCCAAGAACUUAUUUGAACAAUUCAGAAGAAUAGCCAACUUUUAUUUUCUUAUCAUAUUUCUGGUACAGUUGAUCAUCGACACCCCCACGAGCCCCGUAACCAGUGGGCUUCCGCUGUUCUUUGUCAUCACCGUCACGGCUAUCAAACAGGGCUAUGAGGACUGGCUUCGCCAUAAGGCAGACAACGCCAUGAACCAGUGCCCUGUGCAUUUCAUCCAGCACGGCAAGCUGGUGCGGAAGCAGAGCCGAAAGCUGAGGGUCGGGGACAUCGUCAUGGUCAAGGAGGACGAGACCUUCCCCUGUGACUUGAUCUUCCUCUCCAGCAGCCGCGGGGAUGGGACCUGCCACGUGACCACCGCCAGCUUAGAUGGAGAAUCCAGUCACAAAACCCACUAUGCCGUUCAGGACACGAAGGGGUUUCAUACUGAAGAAGAUAUAGACGGCUUGCACGCCACGAUUGAGUGUGAGCAGCCCCAGCCCGACCUGUACAAGUUCGUCGGCCGCAUCAACGUCUACAACGAUCAGAACGACCCCGUGGUGAGGCCCCUGGGGUCGGAGAACUUGCUUCUCAGAGGAGCCACACUGAAGAACACCGAGAAGAUCUUUGGUGUUGCUAUUUACACAGGCAUGGAAACCAAGAUGGCAUUAAAUUAUCAGUCGAAAUCCCAGAAACGAUCUGCUGUAGAAAAAUCCAUGAACGUGUUCCUCAUUGUGUACCUCUGCAUUCUGAUCAGUAAAGCGCUGAUAAACACCGUCCUGAAGUACGUGUGGCAGAGCGAACCGUUCCGGGAUGAGCCGUGGUAUAAUCAGAAAACUGAGUCAGAAAGACAGAGGAACCUGUUCCUCAGGGCGUUCACGGACUUCUUGGCCUUCAUGGUCCUCUUCAACUACAUCAUCCCCGUGUCCAUGUACGUCACGGUGGAGAUGCAGAAGUUCCUGGGCUCAUAUUUCAUCACCUGGGAUGAAGAAAUGUUUGACGAGGACACAGGAGAAGGGCCUCUGGUCAACACCUCGGAUUUAAAUGAAGAAUUAGGACAGGUCGAGUACAUCUUCACGGACAAAACCGGUACGCUCACGGAGAACAACAUGGAGUUCAAGGAGUGCUGCAUCGAGGGCCACGUGUACGUGCCACAUGCCGUGUGCAACGGGCAGGUGCUCCCCGGCACCUUUGGCAUCGACAUGAUCGACUCCUCCCCGGGCGCUGGCGCCAGGGAGCGAGAAGAGCUGUUUUUCCGGGCCCUGUGUCUGUGCCACACCAUCCAGGUGAAGGAUGACGAUGACGCGGAUGGCCCGAGGAAGUCGCCAGACUCGGGGAAAUCCUGUGUGUACAUCUCGUCUUCUCCUGACGAGGUGGCCCUUGUCGAGGGUGUCCAGAGACUUGGCUUCACGUACCUGCGGCUGAAGGACAACUACAUGGAGAUCUUAAAUAGGGAGAACGACGUGGAAAGGUUUGAAUUGCUGGAAAUUUUGAGUUUUGACUCAGUAAGAAGGAGAAUGAGUGUGAUUGUAAAAUCUGCUACAGGAGAAAUCUAUCUGUUCUGCAAAGGAGCAGAUUCUUCAAUAUUUCCCCGGGUGAUAGAAGGCAAAGUCGACCAGAUCCGGGCCAGAGUGGAGCGCAAUGCAGUGGAGGGACUUCGAACCUUGUGCGUUGCCUACAAAAGGCUUGUUCCGGAAGAAUACGAAGGUGUUUGUGCACUGCUGCAGGCCGCCAAAGUGGCUCUUCAGGACCGAGAGAGGAAGCUAGCGGAGGCCUACGAGCAAGUAGAGAAGGACCUCAUCCUGCUCGGUGCCACGGCUGUGGAGGACAGGCUCCAGGAGAAAGCUGCCGAUACCAUAGAAGCCCUGCAGAAGGCCGGGAUCAAAGUCUGGGUUCUCACCGGGGACAAGAUGGAGACGGCAGCCGCCACCUGCUACGCCUGCAAGCUGUUCAGGAGGAACACGCAGUUGCUCGAGCUCACCACCAAGAAGAUCGAGGAGCAGAGUCUACACGACGUCCUGUUUGAGCUGAGCAAGACCGUCCUGCGCCACAGCGGGAGCCUAACCAGGGACAACUUCUCAGGACUCUCAGCCGACAUGCAGGACUACGGUUUGAUCAUUGACGGAGCGGCGCUGUCCCUGAUCAUGAAGCCCCGUGAGGACGGGAGCUGCGGCAACUACCGGGAGCUCUUCCUGGAGAUCUGUCGUAACUGCAGCGCUGUGCUGUGCUGUCGCAUGGCGCCCCUGCAGAAGGCUCAGAUUGUUAAAUUAAUCAAACUUUCAAAAGAGCACCCUAUUACUUUAGCCAUCGGCGACGGCGCCAACGAUGUCAGCAUGAUCCUGGAGGCGCACGUGGGCAUCGGCGUCAUUGGGAAGGAAGGUCGUCAGGCCGCAAGGAACAGCGACUAUGCAGUCCCGAAAUUUAAGCACCUGAAGAAGAUGCUGCUCGUUCACGGGCAUUUCUAUUACAUCAGGAUAUCUGAGCUUGUGCAGUACUUCUUCUAUAAGAAUGUCUGCUUCAUUUUCCCUCAGUUUUUAUACCAGUUCUUCUGUGGAUUUUCGCAACAGACUUUGUACGACACUGCCUACCUGACUCUGUACAACAUCAGCUUCACCUCCCUCCCGAUCCUUUUGUACAGCCUGAUGGAACAGCACGUCAGCAUCGACACGCUGCGGAGAGACCCCUCCCUCUACAGAGAUAUCGCCAAGAACGCUCUGCUCCGUUGGCGCGUGUUCAUCUAUUGGACAUUCUUAGGAGUGUUUGAUGCUCUGGUAUUUUUCUUUGGUGCUUACUUCAUGUUUGAAAACACAACAGUGACCAGCAAUGGACAGAUCUUUGGAAACUGGACCUUUGGGACGCUGGUGUUCACUGUGAUGGUAUUUACGGUCACACUAAAGUUGGCGCUCGAUACACACUACUGGACUUGGAUAAACCACUUUGUCAUCUGGGGGUCCCUGCUGUUCUACGUCGUCUUCUCCCUCCUCUGGGGAGGGAUUAUCUGGCCGUUCCUGAAUUACCAGAGAAUGUACUAUGUGUUCAUCCAGAUGUUGUCCAGCGGCCCUGCCUGGCUGCUCAUCAUCCUGCUCAUCACUGUCAGCCUCCUUCCUGACGUUCUCAAGAAAGUCCUGUGCAGGCAGCUGUGGCCCAGUGCCACAGAGAGAGUCCAGAGCACAUGCGUGCGCGGCCGGGACUACCUCCCCGAACUCACCCUCCUGGCCUACCCGCAGAGCCCCAGCCCCUGGGCCGUGUGGCCGGGCCCGCACACAAAGCAGGGGACGCUGACGUGACCCCCCCUCGCCGGCCUCCUGCACAACCACCACCAUCCCGGCCCUGCGCCCGAUGGGGGGAUGAGAACCACGGGACGUGUCUGGAACGCGUGGCUGGCAGUCGUCACCUCUCGUGGGGCUGGUGGCCCCCACAGCCUCCCUUGGGCAUUUGGUUGGGCGCACUCGACCCACUGCAUCCCGGGCCAGGGCCUCCAGUCCCAGACGCCGCCGGAGGAGGGCACCUGCGUGGAGGUGGGCCGUCGGCUUGAGCGGGGGUGGCCACACCGCCAACUGUCCGAGCACAGGGGCCUUGUCCUCACCGUGGGACGGGCCGGCCUUGCCUCCAUGCCUCCUUGUCCAGAGCGCUCUGGUCCUCGUGCUUCUGGAACUGGCCGGACCAGACCCUGGCGUCACCGUGCUCCUACAGCCUGUCGGAGUCCUGGACUGUGUCCUGCUUCUGUCCAAACCCGCUACCUAGCGAAGCUGCUUUCAGGGUCCUGUCCGACUCGGGGUUCGUCCCUCUGAGGGAGGACUAGCAUCCCCCUGUGAAUCUGAGUGUUUCCCAUCCCCAGCUGCCCCUGUGGAGAAAAAGUAUCGUGUGUGACGAAUAGAGAACACUGUCCACUCCAGCCUUCCCAACACGAGAUAGGAGCUAGUGUUCCUCACACCUCCACGGAUAGAGCCUCCCCGCGUUCUCUUGUCCAGAGAGCUUUCCCCAGUUGUAGGGGAAGGCUGGUGGUCGGGGGCCGGGGGCCCGACCCUUCGAUGUCCUCAUGGAGAGGUGGCCUCCAGGGGCCGCGUCCAUCUUCCAAAAUCUGUUUCAGGCCCACACAGGUCUGACGGUGAGGCGGUAUCUGAAUCCUGAGAAGCAGGAUUGCCGCCCUGGCCCGCUGCCCAUGGCCGAGACCCGGACCAAGCCCUGCAUGUUCUGUUGGAUAAGCGCUGUGUUGUGAUCCGCUGUCCAGGGUGUCAUUUGGGGUGGGCAGACCUUGAGGCUGCUGCGUUGACAGUCCCGGUCCCUUCUCUGUACUGCUGUUUGUUUCUAGAAAUAACCUCCUUGACGUAGCCUUAAUGGUCCACAAAGAAGACAUUUCAGUCUGAGAUUCAAAGUGUGGAUGUGGAAACGGAUGCCUUUUGAGAAAAGCAUCGCCCGAAGCUAAACGACAAGCCGGCCCCUUGCCCGCUGCCGGGUUCCAGGCUGUGGCCCCGGCGACGCUGGUGAGUGAACACGGAGUCUGCUUCAGAGACACUCCAUGCCAGGCAUUUUGGGAAGCCCAGAUUUCACAAUUUGUAUAAUGUUUCGCCUAUAAGAUAUUUAUUUGAACUAGGGGAUGAAUUGACUGCGUACACAGAGUAGUUGGGGUAAGUCCAGGUGAAGUAGCAACAGCAAACCAAAGACCCGGAGAAAGGACGGGGAGUGCACCGGGGUCUCCGCCCUCCGUCCCGCGCGCCCCCUGUGUGUGGUGGCGCCCCGGCCCUCCGGUCCGCGCUAGGCCCGCAGCAGUGGUGUGUGCAUUUUUACAGCCGUUUUUAAGAACCUAAUAUGGGUAUAAAUGUAAUACCUGUAGGGAGACAGAUUCUCUGUAUGUUUAGUUAACAAAUUCUUUGUAAUGUAUUUUUUUAGGAAUCUUAAAAUUGCCUUUGCGCUGAAAUAUUUUCAU
Messenger RNA from Neomonachus schauinslandi (Hawaiian monk seal), 5111 nucleotides. RefSeq names its product ATPase phospholipid transporting 11A (gene ATP11A). The transcript has 29 exons. NCBI's taxonomy places the organism in Eukaryota, Metazoa, Chordata, Mammalia, Carnivora, Phocidae. Gene Ontology annotation, cellular component: trans-Golgi network; plasma membrane; endoplasmic reticulum. The coding region runs from base 1 to 3471 and encodes 1156 amino acids. Gene Ontology annotation, biological process: phospholipid translocation. Gene Ontology annotation, molecular function: ATPase-coupled intramembrane lipid carrier activity; ATP hydrolysis activity; magnesium ion binding. The record is from RefSeq and is a predicted model, not a curated record.